Molecule: messenger RNA, 3349 nt
Organism: Scylla paramamosain (green mud crab)
Lineage: Eukaryota; Metazoa; Arthropoda; Malacostraca; Decapoda; Portunidae
Product: putative nuclease HARBI1
Exons: 3
Coding region: 962-1243 (93 amino acids)
Source: RefSeq, a predicted model, not a curated record
CGCUGGGUCAAUGGGGCAAUAGGAUGGCAGAUUGAUGGUUUAAUGGAGGGUGGGCAGGCUGCUGGGUGUGCUGAGGGAAGGGGUGAAGGGCUGAAGAAAGAGUGAUGGGGUGAAGGGGUGAAGAAAGGGUGAUGGGGUGAAGAGGUGGCCUGCUAAAGGGAUAUUAGGCUGUAUUGUUCUAGGAAGGUGAGUGAGGGCGACUGGGAUGAGUGGGAAGGUGACUGGGGUGAUGAGUGGAAAGGUACUGGGGUGAUGACUGGGAAGGUACUGGGGUUACUUUGGGGGCGAUAAGUGGGGAGGUACUGGUGAGGUGAUGGCUCGGGAGGUGAUGGCGAGGUGAUGGCUGGAGCUGGUGGGGUGACAGUUACAAAACAGUGACAAAGAAACACUUGACAUGGGAAGGAAAAUACGUGGAGGUGCAGCGUAACAGAAAACGCGACUAAGAAAGGAAAUAAAAGGGAUACGUGAAUAAAGAUAACCGGAACUCAUUCCUUUAACAUAUAAAAAAGAAAAACACGUUACUUAAAGAAAAAACAGAACUCACUCCAUUAAUGUAAUAAAGAAGAAAAACACGUUACUUAAAGAAAAGAAAACAGAACUCACUCCAUUAAUGUAAUAAAGAAGAAAAACAUGUUACUUAAAGAAAAGAAAACAGAACUCACUCCAUUAAUGUAAUAAAGAAGAAAAACACGUUACUUAAAGAAGAGAAAACAGAACUCACUCCAUUAAUGUAAUAAAGAAGAAAAACACGUUACUUAAAGAAGAGAAAACAGAACUCACUCCAUUAAUGUAAUAAAGAAGAAAAACACGUUACUUAAAGAAGAGAAAACAGAACUCACUCCAUUAAUGUAAUAAAGAAGAAAAACACGUUACUUAAAGAAGAGAAAACAGAACUCACUCCAUUAAUGUAAUAAAGAAAAACACGUUACUUAAAGAACAGAAAACAGAACUCACUCCAUUAAUGGCCCUUCCAAAACGUCACUGGAGGCACUGCAGGACCUAUGCAAGCAAGUGUCAGCAGGGUCUUCAAGUGUGUGUGUGCACCGUGUUGAGUGAUAAGUCGGUGCAGGAAAUCAAGAUGCCUCCAACACACCUUGAUCAAAGGAGAACUGCACACCAGUUCUUCAGGAUUAAAAAUUUCUUAAGGGUUAUUGGGGCCAUUGAUGGCAGCCACAUUGCCAUGAAGGGCCAAAGUGUGGAUGAGGCCCUCUACUUGAACUGGAAAAGGUAUCACUCCCUCUGAACAUCCAACUUGUUUGUGAUGCAAGUGGAGUGAUCCUCAGCUACUGCUCCAGAUUGCCAGGUAUAUAGCAUUAUUGCAUCACAUGUUUACCCAACCAUGUAUUUUAUUGAUUUUCAUGUGACUUUCAGGGUAUGGCAGUCCUGCAAAUGCUGUGUGAGACAACAUCCACAGCAUGACCAACUCCACAGCAGUGUGUGUUGUCUCAUCUGGAGGCCCCACCUGCAUGGAUAUGAAUGUUGCAAUUAUCACCCACUUAGAAGUUCACAUGUAAAGCCAAAUCAACUUGGUGUAAAUCAUGAAUGCAUUAGAGCACAAUAAUGUUAUCUAGCACUGCAGUGGUCACUGUCUCAGACCUGACUGCCAGAGGUACUGUACAUACUCCUAUUUAUAAUCCAUUGCUUAGUUGGUUCUUGAUUAUGUUUAUUGACUAUAUGAGUAAAUUUUGUAACAGCACCAAUAAUUAAAUACAUAUACACAAGAACAAACUUCUUUUUAUACAACUGCAGGGGUUUUAAGCACUGCUAACAAUCACCUAACCUAACUAAUCUAAACAUAACUUAACCCUCCUUCCUCAACAAAGUAAAAUCAAUAUUCAAGAAAUAAAAUUUAAUACAGCAGUUUGUGUCCCAAAGGCUGACCAGAAAGAAACAUUUUUUUUCUCUCAAUAUGUAACAAAGUCAUACAGAGGAAUUUGUUCAUAUUACUCAAAACAAUGUUCAGCAAUGCCCAAAACAUCAGUUAAUUAAAUUCCAUGAGCAAUUAGGUCAAGACAAAAUAUGAAUCAAAUAUGGUAGUGUGGGUAAAUUUUUACUCUUUCAUCUGUUUAUCUUUUCCACAUGAAACUAAGCUAUUUGCUUUUUGUUAUUUUUGGCCUACACUGAAUUAGUAUGUUAAUCAAACCUGAUGUAACCUUACCAAAGUAAUCUAACAAAACCAAAAUAAUAUAACCUAACCUAACCUAACCUCAAAUAUCUAAAAUAACCUUGCUUCUCUAAAAAAAAAAAAAUAUGUACAUGUAGCUGUUUAACAAUUGCUGUCAUUAUCAUAAUUAAUUUGCAGUUGGUAUGUGUGGGGUUCAAAUUAGUCUGGAAUGACAAAAUGUAUCUGAUGAGAAGGAGAAGAAAAGCCAUGUUGAGACUGGUGAAGGAGUAAAAGAAUACCCUUCUGUGUGUCUGCUGGAACCAUAAGCCAUGAUUUCACUUACUUGCAGCAGGACGUCACACCAUUUUUUGUAAAUAUCACAGUAAUAACAAUCAUAUAGCUCUCUGUCCCUCUUCUGUGUCAACCGCACCAUGUUCGGUCUGCAACUAUGCUAACCAAAAUGUGAUAAGAAUAACCGAUUAACUCGCCAGUGUCUGCAGUGUGACGUUGUUUGCAGCACCCUUGUUCUUGACAUGGGUCGCAGGUCCUUCAAUUUCCUCUGGACCUCAGGAUAGGCAAUUGCCGUGAGGGAAAGAUGGCUGAGUCUGGGCAGGUUGAGAGAUGUGAUGCUCAGCAGGAAGGAGAGUGGGUAGCGAAGUGCAGUGCGGUAGGAGUAGACACGCUGCCAAAGGAGCAGGAAGUGGUCCUUGGUCUCGGAGGAGCAGCCCUGUACCAAGGGCAGAAGGGGUUGCUUUAUCAAAGUUUGUAAACAAUGUCGCGUGACUUCCUUUUGUGGUGUCAGUUUUGCUGUCCACCGCACCCCGAUUCUACACCACCUCCACCAAGGUCAAGGCCUUGGUGUCAGGGAAUCAUUGUCUCCUUGUUUUCUUAGGGGGUUCAAUAGCCAUGAUGAAAGCAUCGUGAAGACAGUUGCGUGCGGUGAGUGGUGACAUUGGGUGUGUGACGCUGUAUCAAAGUUUGUAAACAAUGCCGUAUGAUUUCCUCUGCAAUAACACAAAGCAUCCUGGGAUUGGAUACCUUGCAUGUGACGUCAAGUCAGUGACGUAUCACUCGGGCAGCCAAUGAGGACGCUGAGGGGGUUAGCAACCUCCACCCACCAACCGCCGAAAUUCUUUGUAGAUACCGUUUCUUGGAGAUUGUAAUGCGGUUGCUGUGAGAGCGGAGUUAUACCAUUUGCCCGAUCACAGGAUGUUAGGUAGAAACCUGUUUCAUGGAUCUGGCCCC